AUGGGUGUGAAAAAGGUCUCAUCAAUUACGUCAACUAAGGAUGAUACGAAAAACAUUUACAAAUCGAAUCGUCGUUACACAAAUAGAAAUUCUAAAAGCUUGAAUUUUCCUGAAUUGGACGUGAAAAUAUCAAAAGUAUCCACAGUUUUACUAUUGUUACAAUCGAGUGAGCAUGAUUUGGUAGAAAAGGCACUUCACCAUCUCGAUAAAUAUGCAUCAUUGGGAAAUCAUCAACUUUAUGAGCUUACAGAGAAUCACAUCUACGAACCUUUGUUAAAGCUCAUCAAAUCAGAAAAUAUGAUUGUUAAGAAAUUUACAUUCAAAUUGAUUGUUCAACUGAUUCUUGUCAUCGAUGAGUGUAGGAAGAAACUGCUGACUGAUGAUGGCUUGAUUGAGGAAACGAAGAAUAUUUUUAUGGCAUCAAUGGAUGACAAUUUAGUAGAAUUUUCAUGCAUAAUAUUGCAGUAUAUAAGUAAUGAUUUAAAGCAGAUCGAUAUAAUAGGACGAGAAGAGGCAUUUUUGAGAGAAAUUUUCAAGAAAUUCACAUCACAUGAUCCUGACAUUCUUCUUCAAUCACUUCGAUUGUUAAAUCUCAUUAUACGAAAUUCCAUGUUGAUAUCAUUCAUUUUAACAAUGAAAGAUUUUCCAUUCAAGAAUCUUCAGAUUGAGCUUAAAAACGAUUGUCAACAGAUUCAAAUGGCUGCACUUGAAAGCUUAUUGAUUAUCUCGAAUUGUAAACAUCCAUUCAGAAAUGAAUUUUCAUCUGAUCGAUUGAUAGAAGAGAUUUAUGGGAUGUGUAUGCAAUCGGAGAACCUUGAACUACAACAAAUGGCAUUGAAACUUUACAAAAAUAUCUGCAGGAGUGACGAGAAAUUGUUGGAAAAACUUUCUCGACAUCUAACGAAGUUUCUACAAAAAUUCAUGGAUAUAAAGAAUGAGAAUCGGGAGGAGACUUUGAGCAUCCUAAUCGAAUUUGCUGAAUUGGAUGAUAACAGGAAAAUUAUGUGCCAAAAUGAAAUUUUUAAAGAAAUUUUCACGUUGAUAAGAGAAAAUUGUUCAAUUGAAGCUUGUAAUUUCGUAUCUGUUAUGUCAACAAAUAUUUUAUGCUUCGAGGAGAUUUUCUCUCAAAAUAUUUACGUAAUUCUACUCGAUGCAGCCAUGAGUAAACGAAAAAGUUGGGAAAAUAUAUCAACAGCUCUUUUGACAUUUCAAAAACUCGUCAAUCUUCAAGGUCUUCAGUAUCUUGAUGAGAUUUCUGAAAAUAUAAGCUGGAAUGUUGCUGCAAUUAUAGCUGAUUCUCCACCGACGUUCAUUAUUCUCACACUAAUUACAAUUUUAGAGAAAUUAGCUUGCUAUUCAGAAGUGAAAAUGAAAAUUUGUGAAACAAACUCACUGUCAAAUGCAGUCUAUUCAACUCUUAUAUCCUCGAGACGUUCAACGAAACUCAUGAUUCGAUUAUUUAAUCUAAUUGCAAAUUAUAUUGAUCAGAAAACUUUUCGCAUUUCAUUCAAUGAAUUUGAAAUGUGUGAAAUAAUUCAAUAUUAUCUGAAUUCGCAUGUGAAUCAAAUGAAAGUGAGUGUCUGCAAUCUAAUCAGUAUGUCAUCAAACUAUCAAGAGCUUGUCACUAAGAUCAUUGAUAGUGGAAUUUUAAAAAUUUUACACGAUAAUUUUGACUGUUCAAUAUGCUCAGAUGGAUUUGAAGCGAUGCUGAAUUCUGACAUGUCAUUGAAAUUUUCUGUGAGGAGAAAAUUGGAUAUGAAUGAUAGGAUUAGAAGUGGAUUUUAUGCUUCGAAAAAUCCUCGAAUUGAUUUCAUGAAAUUAAGGCAAAUAAUGAGUACAGAAUUUGAGUCACCGUUAUGUCCUGUUUAUACAAUUAAUUUAAGUGAUGCUGUUGAGUUUCCAAAUUUUGGACGGAAAAUUCAAAAGGACAGAAACUUAAUAGAGCUCAAAAAUGCUUUAUAUGAUGAAGAUUUCAAAAUUUCUAGUGAUCUUGAAAAAGUCAAAUUUAUUGCAAGAUUAGUUUCAAGCUUCCUGAAAAGUGACGACGACUGCAUUAAUCAUCACUUAUCAAUGCACCUGAAAACUUUAAAAUUCAAAUUCUCAUCCUCAAUUUUACCAAUUGGAAGCUUAAUUUAUGGCAAUUCAUUUGAAGCCGCACUCUUAUUUAAAACACUUGCUGAUCACGUCAAUCUUAAUGCAUCACUCGUGGCCGAUAAAAAUGGAAAAACGUGGAAUGAAGUUCUCGAUGAAAAUAACAUCGUUGAUUUAAUUUUUGAUAUUGGUGAAUUAUACGAGUUCAACAGCAUCGCAGGUCAAAAAUAUUUGCAGAGAAUCUCAUAAAUUAUUGAUAGACAUCCGCAGGAGAGUAACAUCUGAAGAUAAAAAAAAUACGUGGAUAAAGAAGAAAAAAAAAUAAUAAAAAUUUGUUGUUG
This is a messenger RNA of Chironomus riparius, 2432 nucleotides long. Lineage: Eukaryota; Metazoa; Arthropoda; Insecta; Diptera; Chironomidae. The record is from the annotation of a GenBank genome assembly.